This is a messenger RNA of Rotaria sordida, 1140 nucleotides long. The record is from the annotation of a GenBank genome assembly. NCBI's taxonomy places the organism in Eukaryota, Metazoa, Rotifera, Eurotatoria, Philodinida, Philodinidae.
AUGUCAAUCGAAUCGACUUUAUUAACAAAGAAGAGUUUUAAAAAUAUUCAAAAUCAACAUAAAUUUGAAAAUAUAAUAGAAUCUUCAAAUGAUGAUGAAAAAUUAUUAUCAAAAAAAGAAAUUGAAUUUCUUUCAUUCAAUCCUCCAAAUGUUAAUAUUCCAUUAACAUCACAAAAAUCUAGAUUUAAUAAAGAAAUACAAUCACAAGCAUCUAACCGUGAACAACAUCUUUCACCAUUAUCACCAGUUAUCGUUCAAGAACAACAACUAUCAGUGGUACCAAGAUAUGUUCGUGAUGAACAACAAUCAUUGUCAUCAAAAGUUCCAAUCGAACAUUUAAUUAUUAACACAAAUAAAAUAGACACUCUAUCUUCCGUAAUCCGUUUUGAACAGCCAUUAUCUCCAUCUUUUUCACAACUAAUUCCAGAUCCUAUUAUUAAUGAUAAACAGACACCAAACAGAAUUUUUAAUGAAAAAAAUUCUAUACAUUUUACAUAUCCGUCUCAACUUAAUACAAUAACACCUAUUGAUUCUUCAUUAAAAACAAAUUCCGAUUCUAUCCAUGAUGAUUUAUCAUCAUCAAAUAAUAUACAUUACUAUCAAAUCAGUACUAUAUUCACUUCAAUAAGCACAUUUAUUAUGCAUCAAAAUGAAGUUAUUGGUCAGACACCUAUUUCUGAUCGUUUUCUUUCAGACACGAUUUUCAUUAUUUUAAUUACAACUCUUACAAUUAUUAUUUUAUUCUUUUGUUUGGGUCUCUUUUGUUUAUGUCGUCGUACAAAUAAACGUAAUAUAUCACCAUCAUUUGAUGGUGCUAGUUAUAUAGGAUUAAAUGAACAUUCAUUAGAUAUACCAAUGGAUAAUUAUCAACAACAAAUAUCUAAAUAUGAAAAUGAUAUUUCUUAUAUAAAUGAUAUUCCAUCAUCAUUGAUGCAAACAAAAUCAUCAAUCAAUCAUCCAUCAUUGAUAAAUAAUGAUAGAAUUUCUUUACAUAAUACAAUAAAACAUAAAUCUAAAAUAAACGAAAAAAAAUUAAAAAAAAAACGACUUGGUAAUUGUUGUUGUUGUUAUAAUUCAAAAAAACAAUCUUUAUCAACAAAAAUUAAUGAACGAAAUCGAAUGAGAAGAAACGAAAUAUAA